Molecule: messenger RNA, 1038 nt
Organism: Mycena indigotica
Lineage: Eukaryota; Fungi; Basidiomycota; Agaricomycetes; Agaricales; Mycenaceae
Exons: 2
Coding region: 16-1038 (340 amino acids)
Molecular function (GO): protein binding
Source: RefSeq, a predicted model, not a curated record
UCACCUACCCGGCACAUGACAGUAGCCCCGCCCUUGCCCGUAGAACUAGUGGCGGCCAUUGCAGAAUGCGCUCCGCCGUCGUCUCUCGCGACUCUCGCCGCUGCAUGUCGCCUCUUCCGCGUAAUUGCAGAGGACUACUUGUACCCGCGUGUCGUUCUCGACCAACGGAACGCUGAGCAGGGAUUCUUCUGGUGUAGGACGGUCAUCGAAAACCACCGCCUUGCGCGGAAGGUAUCUUCGCUUGUCUUCAACCUGCUUAUCAUAGUGGAGGACGACCCGGACGAGAUGAAAAAGCGGCUAGUGGAGGAAAUGAUCCAGGCGCUGCGGGUCUGCACAAAGCUUACGCGGCUGAAUGUUGGGCUCGACUUCUGCGUAGGUAUACCUUCAACACUGGGCGAGUUUCUUGGGCCUGGAUGCCCGCUCCGCCUUACCCACUUGCAUCUUGGCGACUGGAAACACAUAACAGACCUUGAUGCGGUAUGGAUGCAGCAGGUAGCCAUAACCUCGCUGGUCAUCCCGGGCCCAUUGUUGAGCGACGAGUGGAAUGCCGACUCCGCAGUCGUGAAUCUUCCACUCAAAAACAUCUACGCCCCGCUGAGUGCGGUUAUACCGGCAGAAGUAGCCGCCUGGAAACUUGAACAUGCCCUGCUAUCGAUCACGGACGAAGACGAGGAGCUCCCGAGCUUCCUCGGCCUCGGAAGCUAUGCAAGCACGUUGACGAUCCUGGCUAUGGAGUCCCACAGCGUGUCGGAGCCCACUAUUCAUCAGUUACUCUCCCUCAUGGCGGACAGCCUCCCCAAUCUCACCACCCUCUCCUACGACGAGACAGUGAGCCUCGGGAACGGUGCACGCAAGGAAGGCGCCAUUCAGCGGCCCCUCGCGCGUUUCGCGCGCCUCGCAUCCUUCUUCUUGCGCAUCCAUGUGGGCUUGGGUUCACUUGUUUUUUUUUGGGCGGGAGGGCCGACGGGCAAGAUGUCCAGUUUCCACGCGGCAUCGCGCCUGGGAUCCCCCUGCAGCAACUGGCAAUGUCAAUCAUGA